Pochonia chlamydosporia 170 is the source of this 1536-nucleotide messenger RNA. RefSeq names its product glycoside hydrolase family 79 protein. NCBI's taxonomy places the organism in Eukaryota, Fungi, Ascomycota, Sordariomycetes, Hypocreales, Clavicipitaceae. The record is from RefSeq and is a predicted model, not a curated record. Bases 1 to 1536 code for a protein of 511 amino acids. The transcript has 6 exons.
AUGACUCCAAUCUGGACAACACUGGCCCUCUGCCUCUCCCAAAUCAUCACCACCCAAGCCGCCACAGUUUCCAUCCCAAACAAACCUCCCCACGGGACCAGCAAAAUCAUAGACCAUGGCUUCGCAGGCGUCGCCAUGAAAAGCUUCAGCUGGCCCAACUACACGGACGCGUUUUCGCAAAACCUUUACAACGCAAUAUCCACACGCACGGGAACAGAUCUCAUCAUCCGCGUUGGCGGAACAGGAAUGGACCACACAAUCUACGACUUGAACCAAAAAGAAGCAAUAUUCCUUCCUAAAGGCAUGAGCAACGGCCUCAAGUCCAACUCUACCCUUGGGACCGCAUGGUUCGACACCUUCGCCAAGCUCAAGAAUGUGCGCUUCAUUAUCCAAUUCGGCUUUGCGCGUGACCACGGCAACAACAUCACUGAAGCGGUGGGAUACGUCAAACACGCGAUUGACAGGAUGGGUGGUUGUGAUUCCGGUAAACUCGUAGCAGUCGAGUUGGGCAACGAGCCGAAUUUGUAUGUCCGCCAAAAGGCACGGAAUGAGAGCUACACCGUCGAUGGAUACAUUCACGAGGCGAAGAGAUUCAUGGACGCGCUUCAAGGGAACAUUAGUUGCUUGAGGGAGGGGAGAAAGUUUCAGGUCUGGCAGAAGAGUUCUACGAAUGAAGUAGCUGCUUGGUCUACAGAGGCAUUCAUGGACAAGGCUUCCAAGAUUCUAGACUUUAGCAAGAUCAAAACCGUCUCUCAGCAUUUCUACGCCACACAAGACAGCAACAACCUCGAGAAAACUCUCCUCAAUCACACAUUCACCACCUCCCGAACAGACGGCUUCUUCAAACACCCCAAUUUCCUAGUCCAGAAUAAAUACAAGAACCUCGGCGCAGACUUCACAAUCGACGAAGUCGGCAACGCAGCCGUCAAGGGCUCAGACGAGCAAAUUCGCAUCCUCUCCAAAUCUUUAGGUUCCGCCGUUUGGACAGUAGACUGGAUGCUCUACGCCAUGAGCGCGAACAUCUCUGGCAUCAACAUGCAGCAGGGCGACCACAUGUCCUUUGCGGAAUGGACACCCACCGCUCUUCAGGCAAGCUGGUAUGGACACGUCUUCGUAGCAGACUUCAUUGGCAACAACACCAAGGACAACCUCCAAGUCAAGGAACUGUCAGAUUUGCCCAAGAAGACUGGGAACCCUCAUUUAGUCGGGUACGCUGGCUAUGAGCACGGCAAGUUGGCAAAGGUGGCGCUGGCAAAUCUCCAGUUCUGGAAAGGCUCGGCAGAUGGCAAACGGCCAAACGCAACAGUUCAACUAGAUCUUGCAGGCGUGCGAGAUGGCACUGAAGUUACGGUGCGCCGACUGACAGGGCCCAACUCAACGGCUUCGCAGAACAUUACAUGGGCGGGCCUGGACUGGCCGCACUCAAAGCAAGGGCAAGAGACAAUGGUUAGGAAUGACACGUUGAGAAAGAAGGUUCAUAACAGCACUAUUGAGAUCGCUAUGGGGGCCACGGAAGCCUUCCUACUCACUUGGUAG